ACGUGCUGCCUGCCAUGGCGACGACGACAUCGAGGGCUGUCGCGCUGGUGCUCCUCUCGUGCGCCGUCGUCUUCAUCUCGUCUUGCUGCGGCGUCGGCGCCGCGAAGGCGCCGAAGCGGGCGAAGCUGUUCAAGGACAAUGACUUCCUCUCCUGCCUCGCCAGCGGCAUCCCCGCCCGGCUGCUCUACACCAGGGCCUCGCCGGCGUACGGCGAGGUGCUGAACUCCACCAUUAGGAACCUCAGGUACCUGUCUUCCAUGGCCGGGAAGCCGCUCUACAUCGUCACCCCGACCGGCGAGGAACAGAUCCAGGCCGCCGUGGUGUGCGGCCGCCGCCACAACGUGCGCAUCCGCGUGCGGAGCGGCGGGCACGACUACGAGGGGCUGUCGUACCGGUCGGAGGGCCCCGAGCAGUUCGCCGUCGUCGACCUCUCCAAGAUGCGGAAAGUGUACGUCCACGGCAAGGCCCGGACGGCGUGGGUCGACUCCGGCGCGCAGCUCGGGGAGCUCUACUACGCCAUCGCCAAGGCGAGCCCCAAGCUGGCGUUCCCGGCCGGCGUGUGCCCGACCAUCGGCGUCGGCGGCCACUUCAGCGGCGGCGGGUUCGGCAUGCUGCUGCGCAAGUUCGGCCUCGCCGCCGACAACGUCAUCGACGUGAAGGUGGUCGACCCGGAAGGCAAGCUGCAGGACAGGAAGUCCAUGGGCGAGGACUACUUCUGGGCCAUCCGCGGCGGCGGCGGCGAGAGCUUCGGCAUCGUGGUGUCGUGGAAGCUGGACCUGUUCCCGGUGCCGCCGACGGUGACCGUGUUCCAGAUCCCCAAGUCGGUGAAGGACGGCGCCAUCGACCUCCUCACCAAGUGGCAGGAGCUCGCGCCUGCGCUCCCCGAGGACCUGAUGAUCCGCGUCAUGGCGCAGGGGCAGAGGGCCAUGUUCGAGGCCCUCUACCUCGGCACCUGCACCACGCUCCUGCCGCUGAUGAGCAGCCGCUUCCCGGAGCUGGGGAUGAACCGCACCCACUGCAACGAGAUGUCGUGGGUGCAGUCCAUCGCCUUCAUCCACCUCGGCAAGCGCGCCACCGUGAAGGACAUCCUCAACCGGACCUCCUCCAUCCACGCCUUCGGCAAGUACAAGUCGGACUACGUGGCGCAGCCCAUCGGCAAGAGCGUGUGGGAGACCAUCUACAGGGACUGGUUCACCAAGCCCGGCGCCGGCGUCAUGAUCAUGGACCCCUACGGCGCCACCAUCAGCGCCCCCGACGAGUCCGCGACGCCGUUCCCCCACCGGAAGGGCGUCCUCUACAACAUCCAGUACAUCAGCUUCUGGUCCGCCGACGGCGCGGCGGCGUCGGCGGCGCCGAUCAAGUGGAUCCGGGACUUCUACGCCUUCAUGGAGCCGUACGUGACCAAGAACCCUAGGCAGGCGUACGUCAACUACAGGGACCUCGACCUCGGCGUCAACGAGGUGGCCGCCGGCGCCAACGUCUCAAGCUACAGCAGCGGCAAGGCCUGGGGCGAGAGGUACUUCAAGGGCAACUUCGAGAGGCUCGCCGCGGUGAAGGCCAAGGUGGAUCCCACCGACUACUUCAGGAACGAGCAGAGCAUCCCGCCAUUGCCCGCGUGAGCUAGCUAGCGGCAUCUCGCGAGGAGGGAGACGACCGAAUUAAGGUCUCUCUCGUGAUUAAUUAGCAAGAACGCAUAAUGCAUUGCUCUCGUUGAGAGAUCGAUGCUCUGCAUGGAGUUUUGAUUAGUGUGUGCGGUUGACGUACUAGGACGUGUAGUGUCCAAUUAAUAAAUAAGGAUUAACGCGUUAGCAAUAAAUAAGGAUUAACGAGUGAUUGUAAAAAAAUUGUUUGUUUCGUAUGCAUGAAUGCACGUUCGAGUUCUAGCAAGUUAGCGUGUCA
Oryza brachyantha (malo sina) is the source of this 1899-nucleotide messenger RNA. Its product is annotated as berberine bridge enzyme-like Cyn d 4. The transcript has a single exon. Gene Ontology annotation, molecular function: FAD binding; oxidoreductase activity. Bases 15 to 1619 code for a protein of 534 amino acids. NCBI's taxonomy places the organism in Eukaryota, Viridiplantae, Streptophyta, Magnoliopsida, Poales, Poaceae. The record is from RefSeq and is a predicted model, not a curated record.